Molecule: messenger RNA, 5338 nt
Organism: Oryzias melastigma (Indian medaka)
Lineage: Eukaryota; Metazoa; Chordata; Actinopteri; Beloniformes; Adrianichthyidae
Gene: spred2a
Product: sprouty related EVH1 domain containing 2a
Exons: 6
Coding region: 334-1617 (427 amino acids)
Biological process (GO): multicellular organism development; negative regulation of MAPK cascade
Cellular component (GO): membrane
Molecular function (GO): protein kinase binding
Source: RefSeq, a predicted model, not a curated record
CAAACGCACCGUUUGGUUCGUAUUUCCCUCACUGUUAUGUUGUGGUGGGACACGUGACUCUGCGGUCCUCCGGGUCUGACGUCACUCCGUCGCUGUCUCCCGGUCCAACAUGGAGUGAGGAGGAGGAGGGAUGGGGCUCUACCGGAGCCGUUCUGACCGACACCGGCGCGCCGGAGGACGCGGCCCGGCCUGAGGAGCGGAUCCAGAACCAGAACGGCGCACGCGCACGCGGAUCACUGAACCGAGCCGCGCGCCUCAGAGAAGCGCCGCCGCCGGCAUGAAGAGUCCGCGCCGCGCGGCGGCUCCGCGCCACCGGAGGUGAACCGGGGAAAAAUGAACGAGGACGCGCGCCCAGAGGAUGACAGCUACAUCGUGCGCGUGAAGGCGGUGGUGAUGACGAGAGAUGAGUCCAGCGGCGGCUGGUUGGCGCAGGACGGCGGUCUCAGCAGAGUGGGCGUGUGCAGACUGCUGCCCGACCAGCUCCCGGGCCGGUUCUCCUUCCUCAUCCACGGGGAGCGGCUGAAGGACCGGCAGGUGAUCCUGAAAUGCUUCUUAAAGAAAGACCUGGUGUACACCAAGGCCACGCCCACAUUCCACCACUGGAAGGUCGACAACAGGAAGUGCGGCCUGACCUUCCAGAGUCCGUCUGAUGCCCGAGCCUUCGACCGCGGCGUGAGGAAAGCUCUGGAGGACCUGACAGAAGGCUCCACCACGUCUUCCUCCACGCUGCAGAACGAAACUGAGCUGGGAGACGACGACGUGUUCACGACAGCCACUGACAGCUCCUCCAACUCCUCUCAAAGGAGAGAGCCGGCGAUGCCCGCCUGGCCUCCAGCCUAUUUCUGUGAACCCCGCCGGCACCACUGCAUUCUGGGACAUUUCUACGAGCAGCCCCGAGCCUUGGACCACUGCUUCCUGGAGCAGGCGGUGCACAUAAUUCCGCAUCAUGUCGGCUUCCAGGUGGACGAGGAAGACAUCGUACGCAUCAACCCUCGAGAGCGAAGCUGGCUCACCGGCUACGAGGACUACCGGCACGCCAACUCCACCCAGGACAACAUGGCGCCGCCCCACACCCCGGACACCUACGUACACUUCACCAAGAACGAAGGCCCCAAACGGGACCACCCCUACCCGUUCCCGCUGAGCUGCAGCGUUCGGCCGUGCUGUGACAGCAAGGCGGGCUGCGGGGAGCUGGCGGGGGGCCACAGGACGGUGGUGACUCUGCCCCCGAGGGCCCUACCGCCCAAAUGCAAACGCCACGCGGAAGACAAGGAGCAUUUCCGCUGCGUCUACUGUCAGGAUGUGUUCAAGCAGGAGGAGAACUGGCGGGGCCGCUGCCAGGAGGCCCCAGACCCCGUUCAGACCUGCAUCCGGCGCGUCAGCUUCAUCUGGUGCGCCGACAGCCUGCUCUACCACUGCAUGUCCGACCCGGAGGGCGACUACUCCGACCCGUGCUCCUGCGACACCAGAGACGAGCACUUCUGCCUGCGCUGGACGGCGCUGGUGGGCCUGUCCCUGCUGGCGCCCUGCAUGUGCUGCUACGGGCCGCUGCGGGCGUGCCACCGCUGCGGCGUGGCCUGCCACUGCUGCGGUGGAAAACACAAAGCAGUGGGCUGAGGCGCCGGAGCCCCGCCCACCCUUGAGACCACUUGCCAAUGAAAACCGCUGUGAUUUCUGUCGUUUGUCUUGAUCUCCGGGACGCAGACGCUGGUCUGGAUUCAGAUCCUGGUUCUCCUCUGUGAAGUUCAGGUCUAAACAUCCAGUUUGUUCCCAGAGAAAACAUUCAUUCAGUGGAUAAAUGUCUCAUUCCGUGGUGUCGCCGUGCACAUGCAGUUCCAAAGCCUUCAUACCAAAUCCCACCAGCACCAGGUGGGCCUGAUGCUACAGAAGAUGCUGACCAACCGGUGAAGGGCGGACUCUGCCGGUUUCUGCCUGGAGAAGUCAAUCCUGGUUCAUUUGACAUGGUCAAGGAACUUGAAUGUUUUCAGGACCAAAGGACCCCGUCCUCUGAUCGAAUGACUUCAGUCUCAGCUCUGGUGCUGCCGGGGAUCUUCCUAAAGCGGACUCCUUUGGACAAGAGGAAAACAUACGGGGGGCCAGGGGGGUCUCCUGAACCAGGUCUAACUGGGUUAACUGAAGACCCUUCUGCCCCAGAGUCUGGACCAGUUCUGUCCUGGAAACUGUGAGCCAUGCAUGGAUCCAGCUGUGCGCCGCCUUGUUUUCCGUUUGGUAUUUUGGAAAAGUUGUUGAACAGACUGAGAGUCGUGAGGUUUUCUGUACAUAGUGACAAAUCCGGAGCCGUGUUUGUGGAGAUGUCAUUUUCCUCGCGUGUUUCCGAUCUUCAGUGUUGUCAUGUCUGCAGACUCGGUGAAGUUUCAGCCUUAAAACGUUACCAGGAGAUACCAGGAGAGGCAGUCAGAGGGGGACACAGUAUGGCAGACCCGCAGACCUGUAGGCCUGUAGACCUGUAGACCUGUAGACCUGUAGACCUGCAGACCUGGAGACCUGCAGACCUGGAGACCUGCAGACCUGUAGACCUGCAGACCUGUAGACCUGCAGACCUGGAGACCUGCAGACCUGGAGACCUGUAGACCCGUAGACCUGCAGACCUGUAGAAAUGGAGACCUGUAGACCUGCAGACCUGUAGAAAUGGAGACCUGUAGACCUGCAGACCUGCAGACCUGUAGACCUGCAGACCUGUAGAAAUGGAGACCUGUAGACCUGCAGACCUGUAGACCUGCAGACCUGUAGACCUGCAGACCUGUAGACCUGUAGACCUGUAGACCUGCAGACCUGCAGACCUGUAGACCUGCAGACCUGUAGACCUGUAGACCUGCAGACCUGCAGACCUGUAGACCAGCAGACCUGGAGACCUGUAGACCUGCAGACUGCAGCUCCAGUCUGGGUUCCUUCAGAGUGGGAUGGAAUCAUGUGAUCAGAAGCUGUCAGGUGUCAUUCGGACCAACAUUCAGAGUCACAUCCAUCCGUUCAGACGAGACGUUCAAAGACUCGUUCACUGCUAAAGCAGAAGAACUGGUGGACAAUGAGGUUCAGUCGUCAUGGAAACGUCACUCUCAGAGACAAACAAACAUUAACGUGAAGCUGGGAGUCCAUUUGAAAUGUCUUUCUGUUAUUCACUGGUUCUGUUCGGAUGGUUCUGGUCCUCUGAUCCGGUGAGAUGAAGGAAUGUGUUUAGAUGGAGACAAACCUGGAAGAGUUUCUGUAGGAUUGUUCAGAAGGACACAGACGGACCAAGAGGAUGGAUCCUGAUGGGUUCUGAUGGAUCCUGAUGGGUUCUGAUGGAUCCUGAUGGGUUCUGAUGGAUUCUGAUGGAUUCUGAUGGAUCCUGAUGGAUUCUGAAUGAUCCUGAUAGAUUAUCCUUGGUUCUGAUGGAUCCUGAUGGGUUCUGAUGAAUCCUGAUGGGUUCUGAUGGAUUCUGAUGGAUUCUGAAUGAUCCUGAUAGAUUAUCCUUGGUUCUGAUGGAUUCUGAUGGGUUCUGAUGGAUUCUGAUGGGUUCUGAUGGGUUCUGAUGGAUUCUGAAUGAUCCUGAUAGAUUAUCCUUGGUUCUGAUGGAUCCUGAUGGGUUCUGAUGGAUCCUGAUGGGUUCUGAUGGAUUCUGAUGGAUUCUGAUGGGUUCUGAUGGAUUCUGAAUGAUCCUGAUAGAUUAUCCUUGGUUCUGAUGGAUUCUGAUGGGUUCUGAUGGAUUCUGAUGGGUUCUGAUGGAUUCUGAAUGAUCCUGAUGGAUCCUGAUGGAUUCUGAUGGGUUCUGAUGGGUUCCGAAGGAUUCUGAUGGAUUCUGAAUGAUCCUAAAGGAUUCUGAGGGGUUCCGAUGGGUUCUGAUGGGUUCUGAUGAGUUCUGAUGGGUUCUGAAUGAUCCUGAUGGGUUCUGAUGGGUUCUGAUGGGUUCCGAUGAGUUCUGAUGGGUUCUGAUGGGUUCUGAAUGAUCCUGAUGGGUUCUGUGCGUUCACAGUCCUACUCUCCAUCAGUACUGCAGUGUUUAGGUCUUUCUGCUUCUGAUCCCGGACAGAAACUCAAACUUUUUAUUUGAACUGAAGCUCCUCCCACCGGCCUCAGGACGGAGACCCGGCGGCAACAUCCUGACCGCGGUGUUCUGGGCUCGGUGCAGAUGUUUUUGGGUUUGAGUCCGGGUUCUGUGUUCACGGCUUUGGGAAAGAACAGACUUUGGUGUGUUGGGAUGAAGACGCGGCGUUUGUCCGGCACCUGCGGGGGUGGGGUCUGCGUACACGUUGUGGCGGUCGCUUGCUGAGCCGCUGCAGUAUUCCAGUUACCGUCCUGCUUUCCAUCCCGCUCCCCCAUCCUCACUAAUGGGGGGGUCAUCCAUAGUGACCCUGACGGGGGAACGUUGUGGGUCAGCUGACCUGAAAACCUUCCUGAUGGAACAAACGUGGGUCAUUUGGGGAAGGUCGGCGUGCAGGACGCUGCAGCACAGAGCCGCUGCCUCUGGCGGUGAUCUGGUUUCCUGUGGCGUGUCUGCUCCUGGUCUCAGACAUGAUCCUCAUCAGACGUGUCACUGCCACGCUCACCGCUCCGCCUGGACAGGCAAUCUGACAGACGACAAAGCUCUGGCUGCCGUUACCAUGACGACGGCUUACCUGUGAGGGGGCUGACGUUAGCCGCAGGAAGUGAGCGCUGAGGCUAAACCGUCAGCGUUCCUGAUGUUCUGUGAAGCUCAAUGAAGAACCAAAGCGCUGACCUGAGGCCCUGAGAGCGCCAAGGGGUCCAGGUCAAACUGAACCGUCCCGGCGUGGAUGCACGGCGCUCAGGUGAACGCUGGUUCGUCUCAGCCUCGCUGUGAUGCUGAGUCAGCAGAACCGCUGUCCAGAGGUUCUCACCUGGUUGGAGAUCAUUCCCGCCUCCAUGGAACCAGAAAUCACAGGAGUCUGAAGGUGAGCUGCAGCACCUGUGCGUGGAACCAGAAGCUCCGCCCUCGUGGUUCCAGUUCUGAACUGCAGCACAGUUUGGGUUGGGACGUCCAGACUGGAGGGCUUGGUCCUGGAGGUUCCGCCUCUUCAUGACGGCGUGAAUCGGUGCAGACGUCAGCGGUCCACGCCGCAGCUGUGAGGUCAGAAGCCGUCACGUCGUGGAGGCGUGGCCUCAUCCGGCUCGGCUCAGCCUGGCGUCUCCGUCGAGUCACAGCUGCAAGAGAUGAACGUUUUUCUACACGGACGAGUCGUUUCUACUGGUGGAAGCAUCAGAACUUCAUACAUGUGGAUCAGGUGUAUGCUGUACAUUUUCAGUUCUAUUUUUUUAUUGUUUUUAAAAUGGUCGAUGUAUCCGAGACUAAAACAUCAUCUGGACAUUAAAGGUGAAUCCUCGA